AAAAAGCCAAAGUCUUGGAUUGUGCUAAUUGAAGAUGUACAUUAUAAGAAUAAGAGAAAAACGGGGUCAAUGAAUUCCAGCUAGACCCUCCCUCAAAGAUAAGAGAAUCCAUCAAAUAAUAGCAAGUUGGCAAUAAAUGCAGUGCAUAAAAACACGUCAUCCACUGUUUGCAAUGCGCACCAAGAUAGAGUCAAGAAAUUCCGCGUUUGCUCUUUAGCAUAAAUAGACAAAUUCUGAACACAACACCAAGCACCGAAACUUCUAACUCAUUAAUUCACUGUUUUGUAUCAGAAGAAAACAAAGUCCGACCGAAGAUGCUUAGGUUUUUUGUUGGGAGGAUACAAAAGGGUCUUUCACUGUUUGUGGCUAGAAGGCCUGCAUUCAGCUACUUGAGUGAAGAUGGUGCCCCUAAUGAGGCACCGGAUGAUGUUAUGGAAGGUUAUUUUGCUGUUGUUGCAAUGAAGGGUAAGGAAAGAAAAAGGUUCAUUGUUGGGUUAGAUUUCUUGUCUGAUCCUGCAUUCUUGGGACUGUUGGAUCAAGCUCAAGAAGAGUAUGGUUUCCGACACCAGGGAGCUCUUGCACUCCCUUGUCGACCUCAGGAGUUGCAGAAGAUUCUAGAUGCUCCAAAAGCAUAACCACAGAUGAAGGAGUGAAAAUGGAUUGUCAUCUUCCCAUUGUAGAGAACAACUGCUAGGAAACAAACUCUGUAAUAAUAAUCACUUGUUACUUUGUGUAUCUCCAAACAUUCUUGUUCUUUCAAUGAAACAAGUAAAUAACAACUAUUAUCUUAUUCU
Molecule: messenger RNA, 794 nt
Organism: Vigna umbellata (rice bean)
Lineage: Eukaryota; Viridiplantae; Streptophyta; Magnoliopsida; Fabales; Fabaceae
Product: auxin-induced protein X15-like
Biological process (GO): response to auxin
Source: RefSeq, a predicted model, not a curated record